CCCCUGUUUAGAAUAAAUGAUAGUAGAUCUGAACUCUGUCAAAGAAGUGCAGGAAAGAUGCCAAAUCUAGUAAAUCUUUAUCCAGCAUUUGUUAGCCGAUUGCCGCUGAAGUGUGUAAAUGGGGAGGGGAGAGAAGUGACAUUACAGGCACCCAGUAAACAUUAUUUACUAUUUGUAUUACUGUCAUGCCUAGGAGCUCUAGUCAUGGACCAAGACCCCAUUGUGCAAUGGCCAUAUUAUGCCUUUACCUGUAUAGGGGGUCACAACAUUCUGUGAAUUUCCUCAAUGGCCCUGGUUACCCUGAAAAUGUAAAAUAAGCCUUGGGCCAUAGCAUAUUAUUUUGCCAGGAAGUGUAGUGAAGCGGACAGUAGAAUAAAACAUAUAGAGCCUUGAGAGUCUUUACUUCUGCUGAGUAGCUAGGUUAAGGUCUGGCAAUGCCAUGUAAGGAUUUUCUGCCCUUCAUAUUUGAAUGGGUUUGAAUUCUCGCUGACAUAAAUAAACUUUCCUUGUCACACUGAUCUGUCCAGUUUGUGAUUACAGUACAGUCUGCGAGUUCAUCAUUAAUAUUGUCCAUAGGUGAUGUUUAUUUUUAAAAAAAUCCAUAAGGUGCCUAAUAUGUUGUGUGUGCUAAAUAAUAAACAACAAUACUGACUCCACAGGUUCUAAACUUGUGGCAGCAUUUUCAGGAAGAGAAUCCGAUGUACAAUAACAAAUAAGCUCAUGGUCCCUCCCUGCCUCCCUCUAAGGGGGAAUGAAAAGCAGAUAACAACUCUAUCUCUAUUUGUUGUUCCUCUGUUGGGCGAGUAAAACAAUGAGCAGUAGAUACCUUGUCCUGCUAAAUUGGGGUUGGGCUGGUGCCAUCUUCACAUUUAAACAUUGUAAGGGAGAAUGCGAGCUGCAGACACAUAGCUGAGGUUCCUGCCCCUGGAUUCGGUUCAGCCAUGUUUGGCUGGUGGUGGGACUGGCUAAAUGCCCAAACAAAUUUGUUAGUCUCUAAGGUGCCACAAGGACUCAUUGUUUUUGCUGAUACAGACUAACACAGCGACCCCUCUGAAAGCUGGCUAGAUCGAAACUCCACUGCAAACGGAUCCUGACUCUUGCCGUAGCUGGAGCCCCGGCCUCACGGGGCACUGCUGCUGAUCCCUGUGGUACCCCUUUGUUUGCUUCCCCCGUGCAAUCUUUGUACAUAUCCCCAUUUCUACAAGCGGUCUAUAGUUGUGCAUCCACAGCCUCUUUUCUCUGCAGGCGUUCACAAACAGCCGUCACUCUUGGACACUGUGGGACAGCUGCUGGAGGACUGUGAGGGUGUCUACACUCACACUUCAUUGACCAGAGCCGGCUCCUGAAUGGGACGUGGCAUCACAGCAUCUAACUCAUUUACAGCUUCCUACUGUGCCCGAAAGAAUUUCUGUGAGAGGCUCAGAUCAAGCUGCAGAGAGAUCCUUGAUUGUAUUGGCUGCAGUUCACACCAUGGAGGGGAAGGUUGAUUCAUUUCCCUCCCGACUGGUGAAUCUGGAGGGGAGAACAGGGUCGCCUGAGAAGAAAUUAGUCAACGGUGAGAAAAUAGUUGGGGAGUUUGGUAAUCAGCUGGCCGCGCUGGGAACUCUGAUCCAGGAGUACGGGCUGCUGCAGAGGAGGCUGGAGAACAUGGAGAACCUGCUGAAGAACAGGAACUUCUGGAUCCUGAGACUCCCCCCAGGCACGAAGGGAGAAGUCCCCAAGGUCCCAGUGACAUUUGAUGAGAUCUCAGUCUAUUUCAACGAGCAGGAAUGGGGGAAUUUAGAUGAAUGGCAGAAGGAGCUUUACAAGAAUGUGAUGAAGAGCAACUAUGAGACUUUGCUCUCACUGGACUAUGCAAUUUCCAAACCUGACAUUCUGUCCAGGAUUGAACAAGGGGAAGAGCCAUGUGUCAGGGAUCAAGGGGACCCAGAGGAAAGGGAAGUGUCUACAGACACCAAGACAGAAUCUUCCAUUUCCACACACAUUUCACCCCGAACCAAGCAAGAGGAAGAGCCACCUAUUGGAGAUCAGCCAGCUUCAGAACCACAAGAGAGCCGUCCAGAUCGCAGCGCCGGUGAAGGGGCUUUGGUCAGAUCUGAGGAUCGGCAUCAUGGUGAAGGUCCUGUGAGCCUGGAGCUGACCAAGAAGUUAUCGGGUAGAUCUGCAGAGAAGUUUUUCCGGAGUCCCAAUGUAGGAAUGCCCUCCAAGAGGCAGGGCAGCUCAACUAUACAACCGGAGAACCCUGCAGAGAUCAGACCUGGGAAAUCUACUCCGUGUGAGGCAGGUUCUGGUGAACUCCAGCCAAAACCACAGCCCUGCGCAAGAGAGAAAUCAAAGAGCUUCGCUUGCAAGACUGUUGAUAAAUCUCAUCGGAAACGUCACACUGUAGAGAAAGUAUAUCCUUGCACUGAAUGUGACAAAAGCUUUCCUGAUCAAGCACGACUGACUAGUCACUACAGAAUCCGCUCGAGAGAGAGGCCGUAUCAGUGCCCUGUGUGUGGGAAACGAUUCAGCUACCAAUCUAUUCUCAUCAAGCAUCACAGAAUCCACACGGGGGAGCAGCUGUAUAAAUGUACGGAAUGCGAGAAAAGCUUCAAUGAGAAAUCCAAGCUGACCAACCACUACACAGUCCACACUGGAGAGAGACCCUAUGCUUGUAAAGAGUGUGGGAAAAGUUUCCGGCUGAAGAUGGGUCUUAUAAAUCACCAGAUAAGUCAUGGCAAAGAGAAGCCUUAUCAGUGCGCCUUGUGUGACAAGAGCUACAUCCAAAAGAAACACCUCCUACGUCACCAGCGAGUCCACACAGGAGAGAGACCCUUCCAUUGUACUGUGUGUGGGAAGAACUUUCGGCAGAAGUUUGUCCUGCUAUCCCAUCAGCGACUCCACACAGGAGAGAGACCCUAUGCCUGUACCGUGUGUGAGAAGAGCUUCAUCAUCAAAUCCAAAUUGACCAGUCACUACCGUAUCCACACGGGAGAGAAGCCCUACAAGUGCACUGAGUGCGGGAAGAGCUUCAGAGUGAGGGAGACUUACCGGCAACACCAGCAUAGUCACGCGCAAGAGCAACCCUACAAGUGUAGUGACUGCGAGAAGAGCUUCAGCUGCCAGUCAGGCCUUAUCAGACAUCAGACGGUCCAUACAGGAGAGAAGCCUUAUAAGUGUGUGGAAUGUGGAAAGAGCUUCAGCCGCCAGUCAAAUCUUCUUAGACAUCAGAUGGUCCAUACAGGAGAGAAGCCUUAUAAGUGUGUGGAAUGUGGAAAGAGCUUCAGCUGCCAGUCAAAUCUUCUUAGACAUCAGAAGGGCCACACUGGAGAGAAGCCUUAUAAAUGUGUGGAAUGCAACAAGAGCUACAUUCGGAAGGAGUGUCUGCUAAACCACCAGCUCAUCCACACAGGAGAGCAGCCCUACACCUGCACUGAAUGUGGUGAACACUUCAGGCUAAAGGUGACUUUGGUAAAGCACCAAAAGAAUCAUGCGAAAGAAGACUCUGGUCAGCGCAGCCUGUCCUUUAAAACUUGAAGGGUCACUGAGGUUGGUACAGGACAGCAGGUGACUUACACAGCAGGAGGCUGUUUAAAUGCACUGCUGGUGACAGACACUUAAUUUGAAAGGACUAUCCUCGUCCAAAAUGCCAACUUCCCCAUGUGGCAAAGGGAAUGUCUAAAUGUAGAUGGGGAACACCCGAGAAAGGCUCAACAUCCGCUACAGUCGUCAGAUUCAUUUAGUUUCUGAGCCUUGGCACCUUUCAGGAUGUGGCCCAGAAAAACCCAAACUCCGAACAAUGCUGAGGCCAAGAAACUUUAUUGGUAAACAGUCCCUUAAAGACCUCCAAAAAGAUUCUCUUCAUGGCAGAAUCCUCUGCAGGCUCCUUGGAGCCUUUUACAGCAAUUAAAGACCAAACUUCUUGAUAUGAAAAUGAGGGGGGGAAAUAUUUUGCGUAUAUAUAUGUAACCCUCCUGCCCAUCUAAGUUGGCAGCAACAAGGAACGGGUUCUGUAUCUAGGGGCUCUGUUUCAAUAACACAAUGCAAAACCGGCUCGAGCCCCCACCCAGUGACCUGGGACAAU
Molecule: messenger RNA, 4066 nt
Organism: Chrysemys picta bellii (western painted turtle)
Lineage: Eukaryota; Metazoa; Chordata; Testudines; Emydidae
Product: zinc finger protein ZFP2-like
Biological process (GO): regulation of transcription by RNA polymerase II
Cellular component (GO): nucleoplasm
Molecular function (GO): RNA polymerase II cis-regulatory region sequence-specific DNA binding; DNA-binding transcription repressor activity, RNA polymerase II-specific
Source: RefSeq, a predicted model, not a curated record